This is a messenger RNA of Letharia columbiana, 630 nucleotides long. RefSeq lists its product as uncharacterized. The record is from RefSeq and is a predicted model, not a curated record. Gene Ontology annotation, biological process: secondary metabolite biosynthetic process; fatty acid biosynthetic process. The transcript has a single exon. Bases 1 to 630 code for a protein of 209 amino acids. Lineage: Eukaryota; Fungi; Ascomycota; Lecanoromycetes; Lecanorales; Parmeliaceae. Gene Ontology annotation, molecular function: fatty acid synthase activity.
AUGAUGCAGUACAAAACAAUUCCAAAGCAGGCCAACUUCGUAUCCCUGAAUCCACGCAUCAAGGCUUCUGCAUCGGGAGAGAUAAUAGUGCCCAAGGUUACCCAGUCGUGGACCGCUCAGCGCCAUGUUGCGCUGGUGAAUAAUUACGGAGCUGCGGGAAGCAACGUGGCGCUUGUACUUCGAGCGCACUCAAACCCCCUCUCGAGCUCAGCACCAGAAACAACCCUAGGGACUCAAGAUUGCCCGUCUUCCUCCUCUGUCGUCAGCCCGAUUCUUCUCUCCGCCAGGACCGUAAAUGGCCUCCAAUCGUACAUGGAUAAGCUGAAGUCGUAUCUGCCCAAGGUCGAGACUUCGCUUGGAAGUGUGGCGUACAAGAUAGCUCGAAGUCAUAAUUCGUCGUUCGAGCACCGGAUUGCAUUCAUCGCAGCUGAUGUGAAGAGUGCCAUAUCUGUCCUUAACAGCUCAAGCGCGACGACGGAUGGAAUUGCGAUACGGACGGCCAAGAAUCCUGUCGUGUUGUGCUUUGGCGGCCAGACAAGCUGCAACGUUAGCGUCUCGAUAGAGCUAUAUGAGCGCUGCGAUCUUUUCAGGACCCGUUUGGUGAGAACAGCAUCCUCUUCAAAGUUCUGA